Messenger RNA from Mangifera indica (mango), 1222 nucleotides. RefSeq names its product 2-hydroxyisoflavanone dehydratase-like. The record is from RefSeq and is a predicted model, not a curated record. Gene Ontology annotation, molecular function: hydrolase activity. Bases 4 to 1080 code for a protein of 358 amino acids. Lineage: Eukaryota; Viridiplantae; Streptophyta; Magnoliopsida; Sapindales; Anacardiaceae. The transcript has 2 exons.
CUAAUGCCAUAUUAUACGUCAUCAAGCCAGUCAAAACACAUUUCCGAGCUACCUUUCUUCACACUUAACACAUCUUUUCCAUCUCUGAAUAUGGGUUCCAUAGACAAGGAAGUAGUUUCAGAGCUUCCCCCAUUUUUCCGUGUUUACAAAGAUGGCACUGUUGAGCGAACCAGAGGCUCUCCGAUUGUGCCUCCGUCAGCUGAAGACCCGGAAACUGGAGUCUCGUCCAAAGACAUAACUAUUUCUGAAGACCCCAGAAUCUUAGCCAGAGUCUAUCUUCCAAAACUCAGCGAACCCACCACUCAAAAGCUCCCAAUCUUGGUCUACUACCAUGGCGGAGGCUUCUGCAUUGAAUCUGCCUUCUCUUUAGUCGAAACCAGACUGAUGAACUCCCUGGUUAGCGAAGCGAAAAUAGUCGCAAUAUCAAUAGAGUAUCGUCUGGCUCCUGAAAACCCCAUACCUGGGAUUUAUGAAGACUGCUGGAGUGCUCUCCAAUGGGUUGCUUCCCAUUCUGUUGCCGAAGACGGCAGCUGCAUCAAGUCGCUUAAUCAGGAGCCAUGGCUAUCAACUUUCGGAAACUUUGAAAAAGCUUUCGUCGGCGGUGACAGUUCAGGAGGCAACGUUGCGCACAAUAUACUCAUGCGGGCCGGCAAAGAAAGCCUGCCUGGCGGUGUGAAAAUCUACGGAGGUCUUUUGACUCACCCGUAUUUUUGGGGCUCUAAGCCAGUUGGGUCAGAGCCUACCGAAAAUAGGGAUAAGAUUCCGUCUGAUCAAGUUUGGAGGUUUUUGUAUCCAACCGCGCCAGGCGGCCUCGAUAAUCCGAUGAUGAAUUUCUGUGCCCCCGAUGCGCCCAGCUUGGCUCAAUUGGGGUGUUCUCGGUUGCUGGUGAGCGCUGCUGAGAAGGAUGAGCUGUGGAACAGAUGUGUUCUGUAUUAUAACAUGGUGAAGGAAAGUGGGUGGCCUGGAGAGGUGGAGCUUGUUGCUGUCGAGGGCGAGGAACAUGCCUUCCAUAUCCUGAAUUAUGAGUCUGAAAAUGCCAAGAAAAUGAUCAAACGCUUGGCUUCUUUUCUUCUCAAGUAGACUCAUUCAUCAUCGGUUCCCCUUUCGCUUUCAAGAUUUUAUCUUUUCAUUGUAAUUUAGCGAUAAGCAUUUCACUGUUUAGUUAUCAGAUUGCAAUGACUUUCUUGUUAUACAGUAUUUGGACGCAAUGUUUUUAGAACCA